This is a messenger RNA of Grosmannia clavigera kw1407, 900 nucleotides long. RefSeq lists its product as uncharacterized. Lineage: Eukaryota; Fungi; Ascomycota; Sordariomycetes; Ophiostomatales; Ophiostomataceae. The record is from RefSeq and is a predicted model, not a curated record. Gene Ontology annotation, biological process: protein phosphorylation. Bases 1 to 900 code for a protein of 299 amino acids. Gene Ontology annotation, molecular function: protein kinase activity. The transcript has a single exon.
AUGGAGUACAGCCGCGAGGCGGCCGCAUAUGGGCAUCUGCAAGAGGAGGGUGUCGAUGGGCAGUUUCUGCCUGCGUACUUUGGCUCCUUCACGCUGGAUGUUCCACUGGAAGAACAGCAGCGAGAAAUUCUCGACAGAUAUGCGCAGGGAAGGGACAGAGGGGGGGCCGAUGCCAAAGUGCGGCGUGUGAGGCUGACGAUGAUGGAAAAGAUUGAGAGACAGCCGAUGACAUACCAGCUUGUAUUUGGCGACCUGAGUGUAGUUCCGGCAGAGACACGACUCACAGCCAUUGCGACGACAAUGGAGGCCUACGCAAGGCUACACUUCCACGGCGUUAUUCAUGGCGACUUGGCACCACGUAACGUCUUCGUCGAAGACAAGGGACGCAACAACGACAGUAACCCAAAGGCGAGCGGGCAUUUGCGGUUCUAUCGAUUCAUCGACCUUGAUCUUGCCUACAUUCUCGGCCGAUCCGACUCUUCGUAUCCACGACGGCCAGCACAUGAAACACGUCCACGCAAUCCCAUACUUCUGUUCUGGCAGGUGUUUGAAAGUGGCGCGGCCAACAUGUACUACUGGCUGCCCUCAAACUUGCGCAACACCCGGGACUUUCACGGCUGGAUGCUCCAACGAUGGUAUGGAGACACGCGUUUCGAACCAAUUGGCGCUGUGCCGGAGCCUUCCGCCGACGGAAUACCCUGGGACACGGGGGCGGCUGCCAAGGACGUCAAGUGGCCAGGGGACAAAACGCCAGAAACUGGGAUCGGCAGGCAGAACGAUGUGGUACCCAUGACAGUACUUAAGAUUCCAAGCAAGGCUGACGCAAGCCAGAUGAGCGGAGAGCCAGGAAUAGAUGGAGGCCAAGAUGACAAGCCUGCAAGACCGGAGGGGUUCUGGUGA